Aspergillus sclerotioniger CBS 115572 is the source of this 710-nucleotide messenger RNA. RefSeq lists its product as uncharacterized. The coding region runs from base 116 to 499 and encodes 127 amino acids. NCBI's taxonomy places the organism in Eukaryota, Fungi, Ascomycota, Eurotiomycetes, Eurotiales, Aspergillaceae. The record is from RefSeq and is a predicted model, not a curated record. The transcript has a single exon.
GGAGAGGGUACGGUAGCCAAUAAGAGAGGGGUGGAGCUCUCAUCACCCCUAACACACGUCGAACGUCCACCCGAAUCUGGAGCUAGCUGCGCAUCGCCGAACCUGACCCCAGGUAAUGGUUUCGAUUCUGACGCAGAUCAGGCUCCAGGAGGGAACAGUAGUGAACAUCCAUCGUGCUACCACACUGAUCCAGCAACUGGAAACACCGCCAACUGAAAAUACCGACCGAGAGUACACACGCCUCGGGGCGCCACAACGCCCCCGAGGAGUCCCGUCUGCGACCUGCACAGCGUAUGGAUAUAUUAUGGUACAUAGAGAACAGCCCCCCAGAUGCGGAACAAGGUCCCACGAGAUACACUACGCACUCUGGCAACAAACACACGGAGCUUGCGGGCUACGCGACAUACCUGUCAUGGCCUGGGCGGAUGAGCAGAUAUAUGGAAUAGAACAUGAUAAGAUGAUUACACAUGAGAUUGCGGGGUCUGAGAUCCGUCCCUAAGGAGUCUUGCACCAGAACCUCCCGCCGCACAGGAUUCUGUCAUACCUUGAGCUCGGCCUGAGCUCGGACGGGACCCGAUCAUUGACUUUUGCUGCCGUGAACUGGAUCACCCACCGAUGAGACGGCGGGCGGAGUGUGGGAAGCAUUCGCGGGGAGGGGACUCUCAAGCCAAAACGACCUGGUACCGCCUAAUAAUGACGGCAGAAGAGAU